Messenger RNA from Astrephomene gubernaculifera, 3177 nucleotides. NCBI's taxonomy places the organism in Eukaryota, Viridiplantae, Chlorophyta, Chlorophyceae, Chlamydomonadales, Astrephomenaceae. The record is from the annotation of a GenBank genome assembly.
GCGUAUUAUGAAAUUCUGCAGCUAGGUGCCAUGGAUAGGUGCACAUUGGCAAGCUGCCGCGAGCACUUCCCAUCCCUAUCACAGUAACCUUAAUUUCUUACUACAGCAAUGUUUAUAUAGGGCGCUAGCCUACCUACUUGCUGGAAAUGGCGGGAAACGGGUGCCGUGAACUUAAGCCCCGACGAAUUUGCAGCUUUGCUCCUGUAGAUUGGUUAGGAGUACUAUGCCUGCUUCACCUAUCAGCUAGCUUGGGGAGGGCGCAAAGCAUUGUGAGCUUACAAGGCAAGCUCGUGGUGCUCAAUGAACCCCGCAGAGGUUCACACCUUGCGGGUCGCACCACCUACCAUUUCCGGUUGCCAGCCCCUGAUGCGACAACCAACGAUUGGGUAUUGUAUUCCCUCCGGUUCGCCCCUGGGGUGGCGCUGCCGGAGGGAGCAGGAGGAAGGGCCUACCUGACCGGCGAUAUCUUCCAGCUCUCAGUAGACCUAGACCGCUCGGGCCCAUUGCCCGCCGGAACCCCCUACCAGGACUCCAGCGAUGCCGCCGCCGCAGCAGCAGCAACCGCCAAGGGCCCCGCAGGCACCCUGUACGUCAAGGCAUGGUCGUACAUGCCUUAUUCGUACGGACUAGCAAACUACCUGGGAUCUGAAUCCGCAUCCGCGUCAUCAGCCGCUGCUGUGUCGUACUACCUAGGCGGCUCGGAUCCCCUGAAGCUGCGGAUGAUCGUGUGGGUUGUCAGUGAGGUGUGCGGAGUGGAGGUGGCGGCGGGAGGUACCGGAGCUAUUAGCGGCAUGACGACUGAGGACGUCUCAGAGCUCUUGUUCGGUCCGCAGCGUCCCUCACCCGCUUCAGCCCCACGCUACCCGCCCAUGACCCUGGCACGGCUCUGGGACGCCUGCUCGUACGGAUCUGUACGGCUGAAACGGCCGUACAUUCAGGUCGUGAACAUCAGCCUGCCGUGCGGGGGGACCCGGGCCAACGGCGCCGCUUGGAGGCUUCCGGUGGCCGCGGCAGCAGGGGCAGCAGCAGCAGCGUCGGAGGGGGGUACGGAAGCGGGGGCGGCGGAGACGGAGGCGGAGGCGGGGUUGAACACGACAGCCGGUGGCUGCGGGGCCAAUGCGCUGUGGGGCAUGAUGGAGUACGCUAGCAACUUCACCCGGGAGGUCCUAGGUCUGGACCCCGCCCCCUACCUGCGCCGCGUGCUGCUGCUGCCGUACUCCGCUGCUGCUGCUGCGCCCGCCUCCUCCUCCCCUCCUGCUGCAUCAGCGUCAUUAGACGGCAGCAGCGGUGGUGGUGUGUCGCUGUGCCCCGGCUGGCAGCAGCGGGGCUCACUGGGAUGCGAUGCGGCGCUGGGGUGCGACAUGUGGAUCAAGUCCGACCCCUCGCAGCUGCUGCAGUGGCUCACCACCCAGCUGGGAGCCAGCAUGGGGCUGCAACCCGCAACCGCACCCCCCCACACCGCGCUGUUGACAGCCGCCGCCACCUCGCCCGCUGCUGCUGCUGCCGCCUUCGAGCCCCCUGCUGCCCCCGCCAGCACCUCCGCCGCCUCAGCGGUGCGCUGGCUGCCCUCGGACCCCUCCUGCGCUAUGGGAUCGCCGGGUGGCGGGUACAGGUGCUUCAACGCGCCCAACUCCCUCAAGCUCUUCUUCUCGCAGCCCGCCAGGCGGCUGGACAGCAGCAACAUGUCACCGGGCGCCAGCAUCUCCGUACAGCUGCCCGCUGCAGCAGCCGGUCGCAACAACCUGCUGCUGCUGGCGCCCUCCGAGGGACCCCUCCUGUCCCCGCCAGCCCCCGGCAGCACCCCGCUGUCCCCAACAAGCGGCCAGCUGACACUGUUUGUGCAGUACAGGGUUCCAAUCGGGGGCGACGCGGGUCUGGCGGCGGCGGUGCGGGCCAAGGUUGUUGUACACAGCUUGAACGCCUCUGCGGGCACUGCGGGGGGACCCAUGGGUCGGUCGCCGCCCAGUCGGCUCGUCGCGAUGAUUACACCGGGCGAGGUGUACCGUGAUACAUCCGCACGAGUGGUGAUCAGGUUCCUGGCGGCCCUGCCUCCCCCCGCUGGGGAUGACGGCGGCGUGACGGGCGGCGGCGCCUCCCUGGCGCUGUGUCGCUACCUCUGGGAGAGCGAGGCGGCGGCGGACGGGGGAGCGGGCUGCGCGAACGGCGUGGAUGACGAUUGCGAUGGCCUUGUGGAUGAGGACGACCCGGACUGCGCACCUGACGUUUGAGACGUGCUUGAAUUGCUUCGGCCGGCUGGGGAUCUUUGUUUUUUAGGCGUCUGCGACGAAGGGGGGUUGGUGACCUAUGGGACCUCAUAAGGUGGCGUGCAGGUAGCUGGGAGGGGGGAGCGUGUCUGGGGGCUACCGAUCCUGGUGUAGAUGUGGGGGUUGCGAGGUUGGUUUCAUGAAAGGCUGCGGUUGUUUGACGAGGUGUGUGGGGACUGGCGUGGAGGCGGGAGUGCGGGCGAGCGGAGGAAGGGAGCAAGUGGUUAGAGGCUAUGUUUAGUGCGGUCAUCAGGGGCUGCGGUGACCCGAAUUUCAGAUAGAUGGCCCUGACGUUACUGCACUACUUGCCAAUGCAGCGCGGGCAGAACGUUUUUGUAGCUGACUGUAGUAGAACGUCUUUGGGAAGGGAACUGUCUAGGCUGUCUUUGCGCAGGACAGUGUCACAAAUGGACAUGGCCAUGACAGCGGCAUGUCCCACCCGACACCAGGCAAGUAGCCUUGUGUAUGGCUUAUUUAUAUAAGUAUUAGGCCAAUGUAGACAACACGCGCAAAAAGGUACAUUCGCCAACGGGUACAUUGGCUAGCAGGUUUUGUUCAGGUGCAGCCGUAGGAAAGCCCAGACGCGUUUGUGUGUAUUGUGAUUUUACUUGAACAACACAAAAAAGGGUUUUAUCAGGUGACCCUCCCUUGCGCGAAGUGCGCUACUUCCCUUACGUACCGGUACGGCAUCAAUGGGCACUCGCGUUUUAAGGCGCCGCCGCCAUUUCGUAAAGGCCUUCUGUAGCUGUAACACCAAUGAAAGCCCUUUUAUUCUAACCUACCAGACGAGCAAGCCUCUAGUUUACAAUGCCUUCUUUACAAUUAAUGAGGUUCUGCCUGCCAGCUGUCGAGGAAUAUAAGGUGGCUCUUAAUGAAAAACCUACCACUAACAUGGCUUCUUAAGAUAACGUGC